Messenger RNA from Arachis ipaensis, 2130 nucleotides. RefSeq lists its product as uncharacterized. Gene Ontology annotation, molecular function: nucleic acid binding; zinc ion binding. NCBI's taxonomy places the organism in Eukaryota, Viridiplantae, Streptophyta, Magnoliopsida, Fabales, Fabaceae. The record is from RefSeq and is a predicted model, not a curated record.
AUGCAAGAGAUGUUUUCAGUGUAUAUGGAAAAUCGCGCUCAGAUGCCGUUCAUUGAGUUGUAUAUUAACUUUGAGCAAUCUGAGGCCGACCGAAAUAUCGAACGAGAAGAUUACAAUAGUGAUAGUGAAGAAGAGUUUGAAAGCAAUUACGAAGUUGUUGGUCAAGAGGGAGAUGAAGUUCAAGGUGACGGCACUUGGGAGGCAAGUGUGACGGACGUGGCAAAUGCGUUGGCGAACGACCAUCCGUUUGAGGAACCAUCUUUCAUGCGAGCGUUGGAUUUGGAAGCCAUGCAUGCUCCGGAGUUUCCUGAUUAUAUGAAUGCAGAAAUUCCUAUCGUCGCAGAUGGUGAAUUUGCUGUUGGAAUGGAAUUCAGUUCCAGGGAAGCUGUUAUUAUGGCGAUGAAAGAUUAUACUAUUCGAAGAGGUGUAGACUACAGAGUGUAUGAGUCGGAGCCGCUAACCUUUUACGCCAAGUGCACGCAGUAUGGAUCAGGUUGUGAUUGGCUUAUCAGGGUUAGCAUGAUCAGCAGAAAGUACUGUUGGGUUAUAAGGAGGUAUAAUGGUAGUCACACUUGUACUAGAGCAACCAUAUCACAGGAUCAUUCGAAGCUGGAUUCGAACACUAUUGCAGAAGCGAUAAAGCCGUUGGUCGAGGCUGACCCGUCAAUAAAGGUGAAAUCAGUUAUUGCUGAAGUGCAGUCAAAGUUCAAUUACACCAUCAGCUAUCGGAAAGCAUGGUUGGCUAAGCAAAAGGCAGUGGAAAAGAUUUUUGGAGGUUGGGAAGCAUCGUACGAAGCUUUGCCCAUAUGGUUUGAGGCAAUGUGUCAUAAGGAGCCAUCAGCAUUCGUCCACUUUGAGACUAUGCCUGCAUAUCAAGGUGAUGACUUGGUUACUGAUAUUCGGGUGUUGUCUCGAGUUUUCUGGAGUUACUAUCCAUGUAUUAGAGCAUUCAGACAUUGUAAACCCGUUGUCCAGGUAGAUGGGACCCACUUGUAUGGAAAGUAUAAGGGUUGUCUGUUGGUUGCGGUUUCACAGGAUGGUAACAACAAUAUUGUCCCAAUUGCAUUCGCUAUUGUGGAGGGAGAGACUUCUGAUGCAUGGCACUUCUUUCUUAGCAACCUGCGACAACAUGUGGUUACUCGAGAUGGUGUGGGACUGAUCUCUGACCGACACGAAUCCAUUAAUGCAGCUGUGGCCCGCAGUAACGGAGCUUGGUCGCCUCCUAGAGCCUUCCACAUGUUUUGCAUCAGGCAUAUAGAGUCGAAUUUUUUAAGGAAGUUUAAGGCACCUUACCUGCAGAAACUUGUGGUCAAUAUAGGAUAUUCGAGGACAUUCCGCGAGUACGAGUUGCGUUUCCAGCGUUUACGGGAGCGGGGUGAGGCUUAUACUAACUGGUUAAGCCGUAUCCCCCGCGAACAGUAUGCGUUGGCGUUCGACGGUGGUUACAGAUGGGGACACAUGACCACGAAUCUAGUGGAAUGCAUCAACUCAGUCUUGAAGGGGGCACGAAAUCUCCCUAUCACUGCACUUGUCAAGGCGACGUUCUACAGGCUUAAUGAGUUGUUCACACGAAAACGAGCCGAGGCGGAGGCUCGGAUUAAUGCUGGACAUGUUUUCUCUGAGAUUGUGACCUCCAAAUUGCAUGCAAAUCAACUUGCAUCAGGAAACAUCCAGGUGAGGUGUUUCGACAGACAGAAUGAGGUCUUUGAGGUGCGUGAGAUGCCAAGUGGAGUGGAGUACGCCGUCGACCUCCGUCGACACCGAUGUGACUGUGGUGAGUUCCAGGUGGAUCGUAUUCCUUGUCGACAUGUGUUUGCAUGUUGUGCGAAUCAACGGCUAGAUUGGCAAGGGUAUGUACAUGACGUUUAUAAGAUGGACCAAAUUCGACGCGUUUACCGAGCCAGGUUUAGGCCACUUGGGAAUCCUACUACAUGGCCUGCAUAUAAUGGGCCUCGAUUCGUGCCCAAUCCGUUCUUGCGACGGGUUGCCAAAGGUCGUCCAAGGAUGACUCGUUUCUUGAACGAGAUGGACACAAGAAUGCUACGUGGUCCUAGGAGGUGUAGGCAAUGUGGGGCUGAGGGCCACAGCCGUAGUAGAUGCCGUCAAGCCAGAGGCAACAAUGCUCAGUAG